Messenger RNA from Closterium sp. Naga37s-1, 758 nucleotides. The record is from the annotation of a GenBank genome assembly. Lineage: Eukaryota; Viridiplantae; Streptophyta; Zygnematophyceae; Desmidiales; Closteriaceae.
AUGUCCUGUGAGCGUUACGUGUGUGUGCUUCCACUUGCCAUGCUCUUCAGGUUCCCACGCACGGGGAAGAACCGCAAGGGUGCUUCGGUGGCGAGUGUUUUCCUUUUAGACGCCUCAAAUGGCGUGUGUGUGCUUCCACUUGCCACGCCCUUCAGGUUCCCACGCACAGAGGAGAAUGUCGCAAGGGCGCUUCAGUGGCGUCUGUCCCCUAGCACGGAGAAGAAGAUUCGCAAGGGCGCUUCAGUGGCGUCUGUUCUCUGCAACGUGGACUCCACUGAUGUGACCUGUGACGCGUUGGGCUGUGUGCCUGGUGGCACAUGCGAGGUGGAUCGCAACGGAAAUCAUUUCUGCCUCUGGGACUCUCCCUGUGGCGAGUGCCCCACUGGAGCCACCUGCAAGUCCUUCCCUUCAGCAACCGCCAGUGAGACGGUGGCGCUGCCUUACUGUGCUUGCCCUGAAGGCUCUGGGAUCACCCCGACCGAGUGUGUUGCGGGCGGUACACCCACUGUGUCUUCACACAGCUUCACAUACAUCAUGAAUCGGAAGGCCAAGGACAGGACUUCUCGACCCUACACAUUCCGCCUCAACCUGAAUGCCUGCACGCAAUUUCCCGAGGGCGUGGCUGGGUUGUCAAUGUAUUGUCCUGACAACACUGGUGAUGCCCCGACUUGCUCCAACUACAAGCUUUACGAAGGAGAUAAUUGUGACGGCAAUAUUGUUUUUGAAGGCCCCUACUCACCCUUCGCCGAAUUUGCACU